AUGUCAAUCAUCCAACAGCACACGAGCGCCACUCUGGGCGACGCCUGGCGUACUAUUAACAUCGACGCUCUGGAAGAGGACUCCAGCGUCAACUUCGACACCUCCACCCUCCACCCCCCACAGCCCGAGAUCGACGAGGCGGCAGUGCGACAGCUUUCUGGACAGAUCAGGCAGCUACUGCGAGGAGGGGAUGCUGAGGGAGCUUUGAGGGGAAGCUUGGAGACUCCUGUCUACAACGGAACAGAUGCUGCCAAGGAUGCGCAUCUGCACACCAUUAUUGAGGUUCUUCAGUCGAUCAAGGCCAGCGAUAUGUCCCCCCUGUUGAAGAGCAUCUACGGUUCUGAUGGAGGCCCCGAGUGUCUGGAUGUUCUGAUGAAGUAUAUUUACAAGGGAAUGGCUACGGUUCACCCCGGAACAGCUUCGCGAACACCGAACAAGGUUACACCCCAAUCGACAGGAGGCUUCAGCCAGAUGGGAGGACGACCUGGCGGUGUGAACGAACCAGCAACUGCCGCCAUGAGCGUGCUUCUGAGCUGGCAUGAGAAGGUUGUUGAGGUCGCUGGUUUGGGAUGCAUCGGCCGAACAAUGACAGACUGGCGCAGGGUCUAG
Messenger RNA from Fusarium coffeatum, 609 nucleotides. RefSeq lists its product as uncharacterized. Gene Ontology annotation, cellular component: cytoplasm; actin cytoskeleton; Arp2/3 protein complex. Gene Ontology annotation, molecular function: actin filament binding. Gene Ontology annotation, biological process: Arp2/3 complex-mediated actin nucleation; regulation of actin filament polymerization. The transcript has 3 exons. The record is from RefSeq and is a predicted model, not a curated record. Bases 1 to 609 code for a protein of 202 amino acids. Lineage: Eukaryota; Fungi; Ascomycota; Sordariomycetes; Hypocreales; Nectriaceae.